UCCGUUUUCAUUUCAUUUCAUUUCUACUGUAAUAAAUAAUUCUCCAUAUUAACACCCGUUUUCCAGCUCUCUCAAACAUGUCUCAAUUGAGUACUAACUCUCCUGCUUACGAUAUGAGCUUCGGAAGAAAGGACUACGAGUUUCUCAAGGAGAUCGGGCUCGGGCCGCAGAAUUUGGGCUGUUUUGUUAAUGGUGUUUGGCUGGGUAAUGGGCCCGUCGUUUCUUCUGUGAAUCCUGCUGAUAAUCAGGUAAUUGCUGAAGUUGCAGAAGCAUCUAUUCAAGAUUACGAAAAGGGUAUGCAAGCGUGCGCGCAAGCCUCGAAGCUAUGGAUGCAGAUUCCAGCACCGAAGAGAGGUGAGAUUGUACGACAAAUUGGCGAUGCACUGAGGACAAAACUCCACCCCCUCGGUCGGCUUGUUUCCCUUGAAAUGGGAAAGAUACUCGCCGAAGGAAUCGGGGAAGUUCAGGAGAUAAUUGAUAUGUGUGACUUUGCUGUGGGAUUGAGUCGUCAACUGAAUGGGCAAGUCAUACCUUCAGAACGCCCGAACCAUAUGAUGUUAGAGAUGUGGAAUCCUUUAGGGGUAGUUGGUGUAAUAACAGCUUUCAACUUCCCUUGCGCCGUUCUUGGAUGGAAUGCAUGCAUUGCUCUAGUUUGUGGAAAUUCUGUCGUCUGGAAGGGUGCUCCGACGACACCUUUGAUUACUAUAGCCAUGACGAAGAUUGUGGCUGGGGUAUUAGAGAGGAACAAUUUACCAGGUGCAAUUUUCACCGCCUUUUGUGGCGGAGCCGAAAUUGGUCAAGCUAUCGCAAAUGAUUCACGCAUUCCUCUAGUUUCCUUCACUGGGAGUUCAAAGGUGGGACUAAUGGUCCAACAAACAGUGAACCAAAGGUACGGAAAAUGCCUUUUGGAAUUAAGUGGAAAUAAUGCUAUAAUAGUGAUGGAUGAUGCCGACAUUGAACUUGCUGUUCGCUCCGUUCUGUUUGCUGCUGUCGGUACAGCUGGCCAGCGCUGCACGACAUGUCGGAGACUGCUUCUCCAUGAGAGUGUUUAUCAGAAAGUAGUUGAGAGAUUAGUUGAUGUAUACAAACAAGUCAAGAUUGGAAACCCGUUGGAGAAGGGCGUCUUACUCGGUCCGCUGCAUACACGUGCUUCGAAGGAAAACUUUGUGAAUGGCUUAGAGAAAAUCAAGUUUCAGGGAGGAAAGAUUCUCAUUGGUGGCAAUGUUAUAGAGUCUAACGGCAAUUUCGUACAGCCCACCGUAGUUGAAAUAUCUGCUAAUGCUGAUGUUGUUAAGGAAGAAUUGUUUGGUCCAGUUCUCUAUGUCAUGAAGUUUCAGGUGACACACAUGAGCCCAUACUCGACUCCUGCUCGCUCUUGUCUGAAUAUUUUCAAGGAUCGGCUUGAUUCAAGUGGGAACGGUGAUCGAAAGUACUUAUGGCUGGCACGGGCGUUGCUCGGCAGCGAAUGCGGACAAGUGUGGGCAGUAAUCGGCAUGUGGCCGAGAACUUGGGCAGACGAACAUUCGGAGGAAAUCGACCAUGACUUGACAAGUGUGGGCAAGUGUAGCACGAUCGGUUGGCAAGUCAAGGAAUGCAGCCCGAUGUGCGGGCGUGCUAAUGACCGUGUGGGUAAUGAAUUGGCAAGUAAUUGGCAAGGCGAGCAAAAUGUGCGGAAAAUGCAAGACACAUGGGCUGCCAAGAAACCGGUCGGGCUGUUUUGGGCCGUUUGGUGUGCGCGCGCGCACCUGAUCAAGAUGGGCCUCGAAAACCAGCCAUGUGGGCGCUUUUGA
This is a messenger RNA of Erythranthe guttata (spotted monkey flower), 1790 nucleotides long. Lineage: Eukaryota; Viridiplantae; Streptophyta; Magnoliopsida; Lamiales; Phrymaceae. The record is from RefSeq and is a predicted model, not a curated record.